Messenger RNA from Saccharomyces paradoxus, 1668 nucleotides. RefSeq names its product 1,3-beta-glucanosyltransferase (gene GAS2). The coding region runs from base 1 to 1668 and encodes 555 amino acids. NCBI's taxonomy places the organism in Eukaryota, Fungi, Ascomycota, Saccharomycetes, Saccharomycetales, Saccharomycetaceae. The transcript has a single exon. Gene Ontology annotation, molecular function: 1,3-beta-glucanosyltransferase activity. The record is from RefSeq and is a predicted model, not a curated record. Gene Ontology annotation, biological process: fungal-type cell wall (1->3)-beta-D-glucan biosynthetic process. Gene Ontology annotation, cellular component: fungal-type cell wall; cytoplasm.
AUGAGCAACAAACAAAAUUUUUGCGCAGCCAUUAUUGUGGCUAUUUUCCUUUGUUUGCAGUUGUCUCACGGCUCUUCAAGUGACAACUUUGGGAAUACUCCUGCUAUUAAAAUAAUAGGAAACAAGUUCUUUAACUCUCACAGUGGGGAGCAAUUCUUCAUUAAAGGCAUAGCUUACCAAUUGCAGAGAAAUGAGGAAGAACUUAGUAAUGCAAAUGGGGCUUUUGAGACAAGUUAUAUUGAUGCUUUAGCGGACCCUGAAAUAUGCUUGAGAGACAUUCCAUUUUUGAAAAUGCUAGGAGUGAAUACGUUACGUGUUUACGCUAUUGAUCCCACAAAAUCACAUGAUAAAUGUAUGGAAGCUCUAUCUGCCGAAGGAAUGUAUGUUCUAUUAGAUCUUUCGGAGCCUGAUAUUUCAAUAAAUAGAGAAAAUCCAUCCUGGGAUGUUAACAUUUUCGAAAGAUAUAAAUCUGUAAUUGAUGCUAUGUCAUCUUUUCCAAAUUUACUGGGAUAUUUCGCAGGCAAUGAAGUGACAAAUGACCAUACAAAUACUUUUGCAUCACCUUUCGUGAAGGCAGCAAUCCGAGAUGCUAAGGAGUAUAUAUCGCAUUCUAAAUAUAGAGAAAUUCCUGUCGGUUAUUCAACUAAUGACGAUGCUGAGACAAGAGACAAUUUAGCAAAAUACUUUGUUUGUGGAGAUAUUAAAGCUGAUUUCUAUGGGAUAAAUAUGUACGAAUGGUGCGGAUAUUCCACAUAUGGUACUAGUGGGUACAGAGAAAGAACAAAGGAAUUUGAAGACUAUCCAAUCCCCGUGUUUUUUUCUGAAUUCGGUUGCAAUCUCGUAAGACCAAGGCCUUUCACUGAAGUUAGUGCUCUUUAUGGCAACAAAAUGUCCUCUGUUUGGUCAGGUGGCCUUGCAUACAUGUAUUUUGAAGAAGAAAAUGAAUACGGAGUUGUUAGGAUAAAUGAUAAUGGUGAAGUGGAUGUUCUUCCUGAUUUUAGGAAUUUGAAAAAGGAAUUUGCAAAGGCAGAUCCUAAGGGUACUACAGAAGGAAAGUAUUUAACGGCAAAGGAGUUGAUUGUAUCAAAAAAUAUCAAAUGUCCACAUAUCGCAGCUGGAGUUUGGGAGGCAAACGAAAAACUACCUGAAACGCCUGAUAAGAUUAAGUGCGCCUGCUUGGAUGAGAUUUUGCCCUGCGCAGUAGUUCCUUUUGGCGCUGAAUCUAGAAAAUAUGAAGAAUAUUUUAGCUAUCUAUGCUCUAAAGUUGAUUGUUCCGAUAUUCAGGCAAAUGGAAAAACCGGUGCGUACGGUGAAUUCUCAGAUUGUUCUGUCGAACAAAAACUUGCCCUUCAGCUAAGUAAAUUGUAUUACAAAAUCGGCGCAAACGAUCGGCAUUGUCCUCUAAAUGAUAGAAACGUUUAUUUCAAUUUAGAGAGUCUGCAGCCUCCCCCAAGCGAGUCCAUCUGUAUAAAUGUUCUUGAAUCUAUAAGGAACAUUACAUGCAACAAUGAUCACUGUUCAAAAUCAAAUCCAGCACGUAGCAAGGAAAGUUUUAACGCGAAGUAUCCAUCAAGUGAAGAAAGGAAAAAUGACGCCACCAUCGCAUUUAAAACUUCUGGAUUAGUUAUACUUUUAAUUUCUAUGGUAGCUGCUGGUGUUGCCCUAUAA